Molecule: messenger RNA, 1068 nt
Organism: Scomber japonicus (chub mackerel)
Lineage: Eukaryota; Metazoa; Chordata; Actinopteri; Scombriformes; Scombridae
Gene: lix1
Product: limb and CNS expressed 1
Exons: 6
Coding region: 1-1068 (355 amino acids)
Biological process (GO): autophagosome maturation
Cellular component (GO): cytoplasm
Source: RefSeq, a predicted model, not a curated record
AUGAGGAUGAGUAAAGUGAAAGUUGAGGACAGCAUCAUGUCGUACCUGUCACAGAGUGAGAAUGACCCAAACCCCAAAGACUUGAAUGUAGUGGCCAUGCUCCAUAACUUUUGGGAGCAGAAGCAGACAAGUCAGUUAAAUGGUUCAUUCACUGAAUCGGAUGGUUCUGUCAGAGACGUCGCCAGCCAGGCAGAGAGCUUGCUGCUGUAUGAGUCUGCAUCUUCCCCAUGUCCCCCGUACAUCUGCUAUGUCACCCUGCCUGGAGGAUGCUGCUUUGGUAACUAUAAGGUGUGUGACAUUCUGGCAGAGGCCCGCAGGGAUGCAGCUCGUGUGGCUCUGAUGAACUCGCUAGUGAACGAGCUGCCAUGUCGACGUAUCACCCCUCAGUUCAUCACUCAGAGUUUACAGCAGGCCGCCACAGACAGCGCUGUUUCUUUUGAAGAUGCGUGUGAUUCAAGCACAAGUAUAGGAACCUACAGUUUGCUUCUCAACUCCUACAUAGGCAGGAACAUGCUGGAGUUCCAGGGGAUGAUGACAGUUUUCCAGUUGUUGCACUGGAAUGGGACACUGAAGGCUCUGAGGGAAAGGCAGUGCUCUAGACAGAGCGUGAUUGCUUAUUACUCUCAGCGAGGACUUGAUGAGUACAUGCGCAGCAGCAUGGCUCUGGAUUGGCUUGGACGGGAGCAGAGGUCACCUGGACGACUGGGAGAGGAGCUACAAGUGGCACAGAGGGAGCUGGUGUUGGCCCGACGUCGAGGAAUAGAACUGCGCUUCUACAAGGAAAAGACAGAGAUCCUUAGCUUGGCUCUGAGUCAAGCAUACAUUCACCACACACCUGAGGCCUUCAGCCAGGCACCAAGUCACAUGUGCAAGCAAGAACAACUUCCUUUACACACAUUAUACUGCCAGGAUACAGAAGUCCAGAUAACACCACCCUGCAGUCCUUCACCAACCCUCUAUAAAAACACAAAGCAAACAGUCUGUCAAACCUCUGGCAAACACAUGCCCUCCAACAGUUCCCCACCCAGUUCACAGCAGGCAUAUGCGCCUUUAAAUCACUUUGAAUAG